AUAGGAAUGGCAUCAUCCUCAAACUUCAUGGCUCCACCGCCAAAAAUGAACAAAACUUCGUCGAUGAAUAGUCUGAGAAAGACUCUAGGACUCAAGAAACCUAAUAAUGGAGAGCUCUCAAUGGUUCCAUCUCGUCCGAUAGUGUCCCCAACACUAUCCUCACCUUUGCAGGGCUCUGGAGCAGCUCCACUGGAGAAAGACUAUCACUCAUUAGAGUAUCGACUCACACACGGACACUGGAGGAUUUUCAAUUCAAAAAGUGUCUUUGGAAAUAAGGACGCAUCCGUUUUGGUUUUCGAUAAAAAGAGCAAUGUGAAAGCGCCGCCAAAACUUGGAAAAUCGAAAACCUACUCAAUGUUUGAUCUCAUCAAGUAUGAAACACAACAAUUAAUGGGUCUCAUUCACCCAAGAAUUCUUCACAUGGAGCACAGUUUGGAAGAAACAAAAGACUAUAUUUCAUUUGCCACUGAACAAAUUUUUGGAAAUUUGGAAAACGUGGUAACAGAUGAAUCACUCGAUCGACUUGAGAUUAAGCUCGGAGUACUUCAGAUAAUCGAUGGAAUGUCAUAUCUCCACAACUCAGCAAAGAUGCUUCACGGAAAUCUCACUCCAGACGCUAUUUAUGUAACUGCCACUAAGACUUGGAAAAUUGGAGGAUUCAGCUUUGCAGUUAAUGCUAAAGAACCGAACUGCUACCCAUGUUAUCCGUGGACUAAAAAACUACCACCAUGCUUGCAACCAGAUCUCGAUUUCCUUGCUCCAGAAAACUUGGCACCGGGCCAAACUACAGUGACAAGUGCAGCAGACGUAUUCUCAUUGGGUGUACUUAUUUGCUGGAUUUAUGCUGGUGGAAAACGUUUAAUCGAUGCCAAAAGUAACCUGGAAACAUAUCAUAUAGUUGUCGGUCAACUCGAUGCAGCACUUCAAUGUAUUUCAAAUGAAUUGGGACCAAAUCUAAAAGAUUCAAUGGCUAAAGUGUUGUCUCUGGAUGUGGAAGUUCGUCCAACCGUACAACUUCUUUCACUAAUUAAGCAUUUUGAUGAUCCAUGUCUUUCUGCGUUGCGGCAACUUGAUGAUAUUGCACAGGUGUUCGACCCAUCUCAAAAAUCGCAUUUCUUGAGUCAAACUCUAAAUGUAGCAAUUCCCCAUAUUUCCGAAUCAGUUUGGUUCAAUCGGGUCUUACCACGAUUUAAUGAGCAAUUAUUGGAACUUCCUGAGAUGUAUUAUCCGAUAACAAAACCACUUUUCCACAUACUCGAGCACUGUGAAAGUCACAAUAUUCACAAGAUGAAACCAUGGAUUCGAAAGCUUAUGGAGGCGGCUCCCCAUAAUAAACUGCUUCGAGCGUUUAUUUUGGAAAACAUGUCAGCUUUGUUUAGAAGACUAUCAGAUGAAUUUGUGGAGGAUAAGUGCUUGGAUGUUAUCAUUUUAUCACUCAAGUCCGAGGAUACGUCGCUGCAGUCGAGUGCAGUUCGAGGCCUUCCUCAUGUCGCCGAGUACUUGCCAGUUGGAUUUAUCACCAAAAAACUGAUUCCAGCAAUAAUGGGUCUCCCACCAUUCCUUCAUGAAAAUGUACCUCGCCAGCUUGAUCUACUUGCUGCGUUGGCAGCUCUUUCGGAUCGUUGUGAUGUUUCAAGUAUUGUGCAUUUAUUCGGAUGCAUUUCACUUUGCAACUCAUCUCAUCCAGUUAUUGUUCAUGCAAAGUCAAGAAUUGUUCAGCGCCUUGUCAUGCGUGAUCCGAAUCGAUUAAAAGACUCCCAACUUCUGAGUAUUCAUCUUUUGAAUCCACUAGUCAAUGGAUUGGCAUGCAAAGAUUUGAGCACAUUCAGCUGUGCUCAUUUUGAUGAUGUAUUAAGUUCUGUAAGAAUUCUGCUUGAUGUUCUUGAACAACGGCGAUAUGAAAUGGAAGAUCGUCAAGAACACAAACAAAGUAAUCAUCAUCUUGGAUUAAAUCGUCUUGGAAAUCGAAGAGUUUCAAUGUCUUCUACUAACUUGCCACGUGUAAUGAUCAGCGCUGCCCGUCCUUCAUUCUCAUCUGAUUCAAGAAAGAUGUCAUUCCUAUCAGCAGAUGGAAGACUAGAAGAUAGAGGAAGUAGAAGAGAAUCAAGAGAUUCACGUGGAAGUUUGGAAAGUGAUAUGAGUAUUCGAAUAGGAAAUGGUUCUGAUAUAUCAGAUGAUUCAUGUUUUUCAAGUCAUUCCGCAAAAGGAAGAAGACAAAGUUGGUUAGAUGGAUAUGGUCAUUCGGUUAGCUUAGAACAGAAUACAAAUGGAUUUUUGGAAACAACUUCAAGAAACCUUGGUGAUCGGAAUAGUAUGAAUUUCAAACAGAGGAAUGCGCGCGCCUCAGAAAGACGAGCCCGAACCCGAUCUCCGAAUGCUGAACUGGAUCCUCAACGUGAACAACCACCUGCUCGACCAAACUCAUUUACAAAUCUCGGCCACAACAUUGUUCUCACCUACCGUAAUCUUUUGUACAAAGAUCAUACCUAGCAUACUUUGUUUUGUCCACUUUCUCAUUUCCCGUACAGUAACAUUUGUGAUAUUUUGCCCACUUCCGAAUGAUUGGUUUUUAUGUGAAAAAAUAACUUCAAUUUUAAUUUUAAAGAAACAAACAAUUAAUACAGGAGUUAAUACUUUG
Molecule: messenger RNA, 2638 nt
Organism: Caenorhabditis elegans
Lineage: Eukaryota; Metazoa; Nematoda; Chromadorea; Rhabditida; Rhabditidae
Gene: ZC581.9
Product: Protein kinase domain-containing protein
Exons: 12
Coding region: 7-2490 (827 amino acids)
Molecular function (GO): ATP binding
Source: RefSeq, marked reviewed